Messenger RNA from Stylophora pistillata, 297 nucleotides. Its product is annotated as mRNA-capping enzyme-like. Gene Ontology annotation, molecular function: mRNA guanylyltransferase activity. Gene Ontology annotation, biological process: protein dephosphorylation; 7-methylguanosine mRNA capping. The record is from RefSeq and is a predicted model, not a curated record. NCBI's taxonomy places the organism in Eukaryota, Metazoa, Cnidaria, Anthozoa, Scleractinia, Pocilloporidae.
AUGCGAUUGGGAUUGAUCAUUGAUCUGACAAACACAAGUCGUUUUUACGACAAAACAGCUGUGGAAAAGACAGGAAUCAGACAUACCAAGAUGCAAUUAGAGGGGCAUGGGGAGACACCCUCGAGAGAGCAAGUUCAGUUAUUUAUUAAGAUGUGUGAUAGUUACUUCAGUCACAACCCAGGGGAAUUAAUAGGUGUUCACUGUACACAUGGUUUCAAUAGGACUGGUUUUUUGAUAAUUGCAUAUCUGGUGGAAAGAGAUGACUGGAGGUAAUUGAGCUGUAAGAAUAAUUUCUAA